UGAAAGGUUGGGUGGGCCACAUUUAUCCAUCAAAUUUCCAACUGAAUCUCCAUCUCAACUCACCACUCCAACCUCUGCACUCUAUACGGGAUACGACAGAACAGAAGGGCAGAAACAGCACAGAGGAGACGAGGAGUGGGCACAUAUACUUACAUAUGUGUUCAUGGCUCUUUCGACUCCUCCAAUUCUAAUCACUCCCAGAAGCCACCACCCAUUCUCCUUUCCAACAGCUCAUCACCCAUCAAAACAAGCACCCUUCUCCUCCUCUUCCUCCUCCAUCUCUAGGCCACUUCAACCCCUCCGCCUCCUCUCUCCUCCUACAACAACCUUCCACUUCAAGUGCUUCUCCAAAGCCCAAAGGCAGUCAGACGAACAAGUUGAGUUUGAGAGGCUCUUCUCUAACCUCAAUCAAGCCACCCUCAAGAGGGAACCUGGAAGCCUCACUAGUGCCAUUUUUCUUGUUGCUGGCACCACGGUUGGUGCGGGGAUUCUUGCUAUUCCUGCAGUGACACAAGAAUCCGGUUUUCUUGCCUCUGCAGUUACAUGCUUUCUUUGUUGGGUAUAUAUGGUUGUUACUGGGCUGCUCAUUGCUGAAGUAAAUGUGAACACUAUGUGCAAACUGGGUUCUGGCGGUGUAUCAUUGGUGUCAAUGGCUAUGAGAACUCUUGGGCCAGUUGGAGUUCAAAUUGCUUGCUGGUCAUACCUUUUUAUACAUUAUGCCCUUCUUGUUGCCUAUGUGGCUCGUUCCUCAGAUAUUUUGACAAAUUUCCUUGGCAUUCCAAUAUGGGAAAGUGCCACCUUGUUCUCACUGGUUUUUGGAGGCAUAUGCUACUUUGGAAGCCAGAGGUUUAUUGGUGCCAUUAAUGGCGUUUUGGUAUCUGGGAUCAUCAUUUCUUUUGCCGCUCUUGUGGCAGCCACAAGUGGAGACCUGCAGUGGGAUGCUCUUCUGAAAGCCAACUUUGAAGCCGUUCCUCUAAGCAUACCCAUAAUAGCACUUUCAUUUGUGUACCAGAAUGUAGUACCUGUUCUUUGUACGAAUCUUGAAGGAAACCUCUCAAAAGUAAGGACAUCAAUUGUUCUAGGCACAGCUAUCCCCCUUGUUCUGUUUCUUGUUUGGAAUGCUGUUAUCCUAGGAAGCAUUACAAAUAUUGGAACAGGUGCAGAUAAGAUUAUCGAUCCAAUAGAACAAUUGCGAUCUAGCAAUGGGGUUAUUGAACCAAUAGUUGAGGUCUUCUCGCUAUUUGCAAUUGCAACUUCCUAUAUUGGAUUUGUUUUGGGCCUCGCUGACUUCCUUGCUGACUUACUGAAACUCCCAGCUGGUCAGAGCAGUCCUUUGCCAUACCUGUUAACUUUGGUUCCACCAUUGGUAUUGUCAUUGCUCGAUCCAGAGAUAUUUUUCAAAGCCUUGGAUUUUGCUGGAACUUAUGGAGUUCUGGUGCUGUUUGGAAUUCUUCCAGCUGCAAUGUCAUGGUCAGAUAGAUCCUCAUCUUCAGAGCAGUCUCUAAGACUUCCAUAUCUGGUUCCAGGGGGAAAACUCACCCUUUCUCUUAUAAUUGGGGGUGCAGGAUGUGUUAUUCUUUCUGAGCUGCUUGAAAACUUUGGCCACCCCUAAUCGUCAAGAUACACAAGUCCUGUGCUGUUUAGACUCAUUAAAAGCCAUGAAAACCUUCAAACAUGGAGUUGUUGGUCUGCUAUUUGUUUAUUUGUUUUUACUGAAUCUAAAUAUCACCCUUAUAACCAAAUAAAUUGCCAACUCUUGUAUACCAUCAUUCAUGCCAAUGCAGCAAAUUAGGUGGCACGACACCCUUACGUCAUGUUUGGAAUGUUGGAAUAGAGAAUUGGAAUGGAAGUCGAUGUCAUGCCCAUUCAUUAAUGUGUUUGGAUUAUUUUUUAGAAAUGGAAAUCAAAUCUCACCCUUGCUAAGAUUUUAAUUUUAA
Messenger RNA from Vitis riparia (riverbank grape), 1937 nucleotides. RefSeq names its product tyrosine-specific transport protein. The coding region runs from base 164 to 1612 and encodes 482 amino acids. The transcript is spliced from 14 exons. Gene Ontology annotation, biological process: amino acid transmembrane transport. The record is from RefSeq and is a predicted model, not a curated record. NCBI's taxonomy places the organism in Eukaryota, Viridiplantae, Streptophyta, Magnoliopsida, Vitales, Vitaceae.